Molecule: messenger RNA, 783 nt
Organism: Ectocarpus siliculosus
Lineage: Eukaryota; Phaeophyceae; Ectocarpales; Ectocarpaceae
Source: the annotation of a GenBank genome assembly
AUGGCGAGACUGCCCAUUGAAAAGGUCGAUUGCCUCGUGGUCGGCGCUGGCGUGGUUGGCUUGGCAGUCGCACGGGCUCUAGCGCUGAGAGGGAGAGAGGUGCUGGUCUGCGAGCGAGAGAGCGCCGUCGGGCAAGGCACGACAUCGAGGAACUCCGAGGUGAUUCACGCCGGGUUGUACUACGACCCAGGCUCGCUCAAGGCUCGGCUGUGCGUGCAGGGGAGAGAGGCUCUCUAUCGGUACUGUGGCGAGAGAGGGUUGCCUCACCGGCAUUGCGGGAAGCUCGUCGUCGCCUCGUCCGAGUCGCAGCUUCCGGCCCUGAGGGAGUUGCAUGAGAGGGCCAAGGCGUGCGGCGUCGGGGAUGUUCGGCUGCUAGGGGCGGAGGAGGCCGGGGAGAUGGAGCCGCACGUGCUCUGCGCUGAGGCCUUGUUCUCCCCCAGCACGGGUAUCGUGGACAGCCACGCCCUGACCCUCUCGCUGCAGGGAGACGCGGAAGCUGCCGGCGCGGUUGUGUCUCUUCGCACACCUGUUCACGGGGCCGAGGCACUACCGGAGGGGGGCAUCUUGGUGGCAGCCGAGGGCGUGGAUCUCCGAUGCCGAACGGUGGUCAACUGCGCCGGGUUGAGCGCGGUCGGUCUGGCGCGGAGGGUGUCGGGCUCCAUCCCCGAUUCCUUCCCGGAGGCGUUUUUCGCCAAGGGCAACUACUUCCGAUAUGCUGUCGUUUGACCAUUGACCUCCCAUCCCUACAAAGCCGGGACGGAGCACGCCGGGUUCUCACCGGAC